Argentina anserina (silverweed cinquefoil) is the source of this 2417-nucleotide messenger RNA. RefSeq names its product mechanosensitive ion channel protein 2, chloroplastic-like. Gene Ontology annotation, biological process: transmembrane transport. The transcript is spliced from 14 exons. Gene Ontology annotation, cellular component: membrane. NCBI's taxonomy places the organism in Eukaryota, Viridiplantae, Streptophyta, Magnoliopsida, Rosales, Rosaceae. The record is from RefSeq and is a predicted model, not a curated record. The coding region runs from base 200 to 2218 and encodes 672 amino acids.
UCUUCUUCUUCUUCUUCUCAUUCAGCUUCAUUGUUCAUAGUAAUAUUCUCUUAAUUUUACUUUUUUAUUCCAUUUUAAUCUUAAUUUCUGUAGUGCUGUGUAGUUCAAUCAGUAACCGGAAUUAUCCAGUGUUGCAGUGAUUUGGGAGCUUUGAGUCUCGGAGAAUCGGGCCGGGAUUCGAAAGCAUUGGGAUCACGAAAUGGUUCAAGCUGGUUCUAUGAGGCUGUUGUAUGAAUGGAGGAGGAGUCAUAGUGUUCAUGGAUGCCUUAGUAAUCCUAAUGCUUGUGUUGUAGGAAAGGGUCGAGUACAUAUGGUUAGCAUCAAUCUUCCGUCACACGGCUUGGCUGCCUGCAGUCUCCAUCUUUUAAGCAGCGUGCGAGGCCCAAUAGGUCCAGUAUCUUCCAGAUGUAAUGUUUUCUUGUGUAGAUCUGUUUUUAUACCAAGUGGAGGAACUGGGGCGCCUGCUCUGAAAUCUGCUGCUGUGGUUUUAACAAGGUCUUAUGAUGCUUUACGUGGAAGCCCUACUUUUCUUAAAUUGAUUCAGGCAGUUGCCAUCAUUGCCUUUUCUGUUUGCGGUCUUGGGCCUCUAAUGCGCAUGGGGAGGAUUAUAUUCUUUCAACGUACUGAUAAUAGUUGGAUGAAAAGUAGGUCACACUAUGUUAUGACCUCUUACAUUAGGCCUUUGAUGCUUUGGGGCGGAGCAAUGCUUGUAUGCAGAGCAUUGGAUCCUUUAAUCCUACCAUCAGAAGCUAGCCAGGCUGUCAAGCAAAGAGUUAUACAUUUUUUACAAUCAUUAUCGACAGUGCUGGCAUUUUCCUACUGUUUGUCAAGCUUGAACCAACAAGCACAGAAAUUCUUUGCAGAGACAAAAGACCCAAGUGAUACCAGAAAUAUGGGCUUCGAUUUUGCUGGCAAAGCUGUUUAUUCGGCAGUUUGGGUUGCUGCUGUGUCAUUGUUUAUGGAGUUGCUGGGAUUCUCGACCCAGAAAUGGCUUACAGCUGGGGGUCUUGGUACAGUGUUGCUCACCCUUGCUGGUCGUGAGAUAUUCACAAACUUCCUUUCCAGUGUAAUGAUCCAUGCCACACGGCCAUUUGUUGUCAAUGAAUGGAUUCAGACUAAGAUUGAAGGCUAUGAAGUUUCUGGUACUGUUGAGCAUGUGGGGUGGUGGUCACCAACAAUAAUAAGAGGCGAUGAUCGAGAAGCAGUUCACAUUCCAAAUCACAAGUUCACUGUGAAUGUUGUGAGGAAUCUUAGCCAGAAGACUCACUGGCGCAUCAAGAACCACAUAGCCAUUAGUCAUUUGGAUGUCAAUAAAAUAAAUAUUAUUGUAGCUGACAUGCGCAAGGUUUUAGCCAAAAAUCCUCAAGUAGAGCAGCAAAGGUUGCAUAGAAGAGUGUUUCUGGAUGAUAUCAAUCCAGAGAAUCAGGCUCUUAUGAUUUUGGUAUCUUGCUUUGUGAAAACAUCUCACAUUGAAGAGUAUCUCUGCGUGAAGGAGGCAAUACUCUUGGAUCUUCUCAGAGUUGUCAGCCAUCAUCGGGCACGCCUUGCCACACCCCUCCGCACAGUUCAGAAAGUGUAUGGUGAUGCUGACUUGGAAAAUGUACCAUUUGCCGACACCAUUUUUGGUCGUUCUUCGGUGCGUACUAAUCGUCCAUAUCUCCUGAUUGAGCCAUCAUACAGAAUCAGUAGUGAUGACAAAAGUAAGGCUUCUAAUCGCUCAGCACGCACAACUGGAGACAAUGAAGAAGAUAAACCUGAGCUGACAUUAACUCCUGUGCAAACCGAAGAGAAGACAACUUCAAUUUCCAACUCAAGCACAAAUCCCAAGACUUCAGAAAUGCCAACAUCUGAACCCCAGAUGCAGAUUGAGAUGACAAAAUAUGCAGGGAAGGAGAAUGGAGUUGAUUUCAAAGAUGCAACUCCAGAUAAAGCGACAUCUAUGCCUAUUAUUUCACCUGAGAUAGGUGGUGGAAAGACGGAUAAUCCUUUGACCACUGUGCAGGUAAAGCGAGAUGGAGAGAAACCUGUUGCAUCACCGUCUACAUCCUGUCCUCCCUUAGAAGAGAAUAUUGUUCUCGGUGUUGCCUUAGAUGGCUCAAAGCGAACACUCCCAAUUGAGGAAGAUAUGGCUCCAUCUUCUGUAGAAUCAAAAGAAUUCACUGCCAGCCGUAAUGGCAGUGUCACGUCUCCUCUUGGCACAGAUUUGAAAGAUUCAUGACUGCAUUCUAGAGCGUGGCCAAGUGAAUAGCAGAACUAAGAAGGCUUCCAAUGGCAUAAUGUUAGUGUUGUAAGUGAAAGUGUAAAUAUGGAUGUCGCUGCGUUUUUGAAGCCGGCAUCACAUUGUAAUUUGAAAUGGAAAUGUGUGGGUCAAUUUGAAAUUCCAGUUUCUCCCAUCUUCAAUAUAAACCUUUGUAGGA